AUGCAGCUGUUCUUGUUACGGAGAGCCCCCUCCCUUGACCCCUCCUUAUCCACACUCACAGCUGACCACCAUUCCCCUCACACCGGUGACCUUGCUCAUAAUAUCUCGCAAUACCGCAGUGGCCUCCUAAGCUUUGCGGCGGUUGCAAGUCCUCCGCGCCUCGAGCGCCGUAAAUUCCUCAAGCGGGAUCUGCGAAACGGCAAUGUCAUCCAGGCUUCCACGCUUCAGCUGCAGGAGAUUGACAACCACUCAAAGCUGCUUCUUGGUAUUCGCCCACAUCGGGAUUUCCAAUCCACGCCAGCACUGCCCAAGAGCUCGGCGGCGUAG
Messenger RNA from Pseudogymnoascus verrucosus, 327 nucleotides. RefSeq lists its product as uncharacterized. The coding region runs from base 1 to 327 and encodes 108 amino acids. The transcript has 2 exons. The record is from RefSeq and is a predicted model, not a curated record. Lineage: Eukaryota; Fungi; Ascomycota; Leotiomycetes; Thelebolales; Thelebolaceae.